Lucilia sericata (common green bottle fly) is the source of this 687-nucleotide messenger RNA. It is a transcript of the gene Arl5, whose product is annotated as ADP-ribosylation factor-like protein 5B. Gene Ontology annotation, molecular function: GTP binding; GTPase activity. The annotation marks the transcript as partial. Gene Ontology annotation, cellular component: cytoplasm; trans-Golgi network. The transcript has 4 exons. NCBI's taxonomy places the organism in Eukaryota, Metazoa, Arthropoda, Insecta, Diptera, Calliphoridae. The record is from RefSeq and is a predicted model, not a curated record. Gene Ontology annotation, biological process: vesicle-mediated transport; protein localization to Golgi membrane; intracellular protein transport.
AACACAAAUUAGUAAUGGUCGGUUUAGAUAAUGCUGGCAAAACCACAAUACUCUAUCAAUUUCUUAUGAAUGAAGUCGUCCACACAUCGCCCACAAUUGGCUCAAAUGUCGAAGAGGUUGUGUGGCGAAAUAUACAUUUUCUUGUGUGGGAUUUGGGAGGACAACAGAGUCUGAGAGCAGCAUGGAGUACAUAUUAUACAAAUACAGAGUUCAUUAUUAUGGUUAUCGACUCAACAGAUCGUGAACGUUUGGCUGUGACACGUGAAGAAUUAUAUAGAAUGUUGCAACACGAAGACUUGAGUAAAGCCAGUCUGCUGGUGUAUGCCAAUAAACAGGACUUAAAAGGCUCAAUGUCAGCUGCUGAAAUAUCACGUCAAUUGGAUUUAACCUCAAUUAAAAAACAUCAAUGGCACAUACAAGGCUGCUGUGCGUUAACGGGAGAAGGACUCUAUCAGGGUUUGGAAUGGAUUGUUCAACGCAUCAAAAAGAAAUGACAUACUCAAAUGGACUGCGAUAGUAGUUUAUAGUUAAAUCAAUAAUUAAAUUACUAUUUAUAUAUUAUUAAACAACAAAAACAUUUAUAAUAAUUUUAUAUAUAUACAAAAGAUAAAAAAAACCAACAAUGAAGAAAAACAAUUUAAUUAUUUGUAAGUAAAUGUAAUUUGUAAAUCUUAAACAUAAAAAAAA